Messenger RNA from Camelina sativa (false flax), 7151 nucleotides. The record is from RefSeq and is a predicted model, not a curated record. Lineage: Eukaryota; Viridiplantae; Streptophyta; Magnoliopsida; Brassicales; Brassicaceae.
AGAGAGAGUGAGAAAAAAGGUUGUAGCUUUUUUUUCUUUUUUUGUGUGUUGUUGUAGCUACGGACGGGUUCACACAUUCGAAGGGUAGGGUUUUAAUCUCACCUUCUCUCUCUAUCUAUUCCCCCAAAAACCUGAGAGAACAAAUUCUCUGAAGAUUUUUAUUCAAAAAAAAAGUUUCAACAUUUUUACAGAGAAAGCAAGAACAAACCCUAGAAAAAGGAAGUUAAUUUCCUCUUUUCUCAAGCUCUUCAGUGAGCCUUAGCUUUGCUGUUUCUUGCUUUCUCUUUUCUUACUCUACUUUACAGCUUGAUUCCUUCUUGAUUUUAAAACCCUAGUGAGCCAAAUCUGUACCCAAGUUUGCUUGUGGGCUGCUCAAAGUUUCGAUUUUUAUUAAGGGAUUCUUUCUGCUUCGAUGCCACUGCACAGUAAGCUCACUUCGGUCAAGUAGGUGGGAGAAGAAGCCAUGGAAGGGGAUGAGCGAGGAGUCUUACUUGCUUGUUUAAUUUCGGGUACCCUUUUCACGGUUUUCGGUUCCGGUUCGUUUUGGAUACUCUGGGCUGUGAAUUGGCGGCCAUGGCGGCUUUAUAGCUGGAUCUUUGCUAGAAAAUGGCCAAAAGUCUUCCAAGGUCCUCAACUUGAUGCACUAUGUGGUGUUCUAUCCCUUUUUGCUUGGAUUGUGGUAGUAUCCCCUAUUGCAAUCUUGAUCGGAUGGGGUUCCUGGCUGAUUGUGAUUUUGGAUCGAGAUAUCAUUGGGCUUGCGAUAAUAAUGGCUGGAACUGCUCUUUUACUGGCAUUCUACUCAAUCAUGCUUUGGUGGAGGACCCAGUGGCAAAGCUCAAGAGCUGUCGCUUUACUUCUCCUUCUUGGUGUUGCCUUACUCUGUGCGUAUGAACUCUGUGCUGUCUAUGUUACGGCUGGUGCACAUGCAUCUCAGCAAUAUUCUCCUUCUGGUUUCUUUUUCGGUGUAUCAGCAAUUGCGUUGGCAAUCAACAUGCUAUUUAUCUGCCGCAUGGUCUUUAAUGGAAAUGGGUUAGAUGUGGACGAAUAUGUAAGGAGGGCAUAUAAAUUUGCUUAUUCAGAUUGUAUAGAAGUGGGUCCUGUGGCUUGUUUGCCAGAACCACCUGAUCCCAAUGAAUUAUAUCCCCGGCAAACCAGCAGAGCUUCACAUCUUGGCCUCCUGUACCUGGGUUCACUUGUAGUUCUCCUCGCCUACUCAGUCCUAUAUGGCCUCACAGCUAGGGAAUCACGUUGGCUUGGAGGAAUUACAUCAGCUGCAGUUAUUGUUCUUGACUGGAAUAUUGGGGCAUGCUUGUAUGGGUUUAAGCUUCUUCAGAAUCGUGUUCUGGCACUUUUUGUUGCUGGCAUUUCCCGUCUUUUCCUAAUAUGUUUUGGCAUACACUACUGGUACCUAGGGCAUUGUAUUAGUUACAUUUUCGUAGCAUCAGUUCUAUCAGGUGCUGCUGUUUCCCGGCAUCUAUCAAUAACAGACCCAUCAGCUGCAAGAAGAGAUGCCUUACAGAGCACAGUGAUCCGCUUGAGAGAAGGUUUUCGGAGAAAGGAGCAGAAUAGUUCAUCAAGUUCUUCAGAUGGUUGUGGCUCCAGUAUGAAAAGAAGUAGUAGUAUCGAUGCUGGCCAUGCUGGUUGUACUAAUGAAGCCAAUCGUACUGCAGAAUUGUGCACGGCUGACAAUCUAACUCGAACAGGCAGCUCUCAGGAGGGUAUCAAUAGCGACAAAAGUGUAGAAAGCGGAAGACCAAGUUUAGGUUUACGUAGUAGUUCAUGUCGUUCUGUGGUCCAAGAGCCCGAAGCAGGAACUUCCUAUUUUCUGGAUAAAGCUUCUGAUCAGAAUAACACUCUUGUUGUUUGUUCUAGCAGUGGUCUUGAUAGCCAAGGUUACGAGUCUAGCACAUCGAAUUCUGCAAACCAGCAGCUUUUGGAUUUGAAUUUGGCCCUUGCUUUCCAGGACCAGUUAAACGAUCCUAGGAUAGCCUCGAUACUUAAAAAGAAAGCAAAAGAAGGUGAUCUUGAACUGACUAGUUUGCUGCAAGACAAGGGUCUGGACCCUAACUUUGCUGUAAUGUUGAAGGAAAAAAACUUGGAUCCAACUAUUUUGGCACUACUUCAGAGGAGUAGUUUGGAUGCAGAUAGAGAUCACCGCGACAACACUGAUAUUACAAUUAUUGACUCAAACAGUGUUGACAAUACUUUGCCAAAUCAGAUUUCUUUAUCCGAAGAAUUGAGACUCCGUGGACUAGAGAAGUGGCUUAAGCUGUCCAGACUUGUUCUGCACCAUGUAGCGGGCACACCAGAGAGAGCAUGGGGCCUCUUUAGUCUUGUCUUUAUCCUCGAAACAAUUAUUGUCGCCAUUUUUCGCCCGAAGACCAUCACAAUUAUAAACUCUAGUCAUCAGCAGUUCGAAUUUGGUUUCUCUGUGCUGCUGUUGUCACCUGUUGUUUGUUCAAUAAUGGCUUUUCUUCGGUCUCUUCAAGUUGAAGAAAUGGCCUUGACAUCAAAAUCUCGCAAGUAUGGCUUUGUUGCCUGGCUGCUGAGCACAUCUGUUGGAUUAUCACUCUCGUUCUUGAGUAAAUCGUCAGUACUCCUGGGAAUAUCCUUGACUGUGCCCCUCAUGGCAGCAUGCCUGUCUAUUGCUGUUCCCAUAUGGAUGCAUAAUGGGUACCAAUUUUGGGUUCCACAGUUAUCAUGUGGUGACCAGGCAAGAGAUUCACGAUCUUCCAGGAUAAAGGGGUUUAUUCUUUGGAUUUGUGUUGUAUUGUUUGCGGGAUCCGUAAUUGCUCUUGGUGCAAUUAUAUCUGCUAAACCUUUAGAUGAUUUGAAGUACAAGCUGUUUAGUGCUAGAGAAAAUAACUUCACGUCACCAUAUACAUCUUCCGUAUACCUUGGUUGGGCAAUGGCAUCUGGAAUUGCUUUAGUAGUUACCGCCAUUCUGCCAAUAGUUUCAUGGUUUGCAACUUAUAGGUUUUCCCACUCUUCUGCUGUCUGUCUCGUGAUAUUCUCAGUUGUUCUCGUGGCAUUUUGUGGAACAUCAUAUUUGGAAGUUGUGAGAUCUAGAGAUGAUCAGUUUCCCACAAAGGGUGAUUUCCUUGCGGCCUUGCUUCCACUUGCAUGCAUUCCGGCGCUUCUUUCAUUAUGCUGUGGGAUGCUUAAAUGGAAGGAUGAUUGUUGGAUACUAUCUCGAGGGGUAUAUGUUUUUGUUUCAAUAGGUCUUCUUCUUCUUAUUGGUGCGAUAGCAGCUGUGAUUAUUGUAGUCAAACCAUGGACGAUAGGCGUGUCUUUUCUCUUAGUUCUUAUCCUUAUGGUGGUAGCAAUUGGUGUAAUCCAUCUUUGGGCGUCAAACAAUUUCUAUUUGACCCGGAAACAGACAUCCUUUGUCUGCUUUCUUGCCCUUCUUUUGGGUUUGGCCGCAUUCCUUGUUGGGUGGUUUCAAGAUAAACCAUUUGCUGGAGCAUCUGUUGGUUAUUUUACAUUCCUGUCUCUGUUGGCUGGAAGAGCAUUAGCUGUUCUUCUAUCCCCACCAAUUGUGGUAUAUUCUCCAAGAGUACUACCUGUAUAUGUCUACGAUGCACAUGCGGAUUGUGGAAAGAAUGUCAGUGCUGCAUUUCUUGUCCUGUAUGGAAUUGCUUUGGCAACAGAAGGCUGGGGUGUUGUUGCUAGUCUGAUAAUAUAUCCUCCGUUCGCUGGUGCUGCUGUAUCAGCUAUCACCCUUGUAGUAGCCUUUGGGUUUGCUGUUUCUCGCCCUUGUUUGAGUCUUGAGAUGAUGGAGGUUGCUAUACGUUUUCUUAGCAAGGAUACUAUAGUGCAAGCUAUAUCUCGAUCUGCCACGAAAACAAGAAAUGCUCUAUCCGGCACGUAUUCAGCUCCCCAAAGGUCCGCCAGCUCGGCAGCUCUUCUGGUUGGGGACCCCUCUGCAAUGCGUGAUAAAGCAGGGAACUUUGUUCUUCCUAGAGAUGAUGUCAUGAAGUUAAGGGAUCGUCUCAGGAAUGAAGAAAGAGUUGCUGGAUCGAUCUUCUACAAAAUGCAAUGCAGGAAAGGAUUCCGUCAUGAACCACCUACAAAUGUAGAUUACAGAAGAGACAUGUGUGCCCAUGCAAGAGUUUUGGCGCUGGAAGAGGCAAUUGAUACAGAAUGGGUAUAUAUGUGGGACAAGUUUGGUGGUUAUUUACUCCUACUGUUAGGUUUGACAGCUAAGGCGGAGAGAGUUCAGGAUGAGGUACGGUUGCGGCUCUUCUUAGACAGCAUUGGGUUCUCGGACUUGAGUGCCAGAAAAAUCAGUAAAUGGAAGCCAGAGGAUAGAAGACAGUUUGAAAUUAUCCAAGAGAGUUAUCUGAGAGAGAAAGAGAUGGAAGAGGAAAUACUUAUGCAGAGACGUGAAGAAGAAGGCAAAGGUAAAGAAAGAAGGAAAGCUUUAUUGGAGAAGGAAGAGCGCAAAUGGAAGGAAAUCGAAGCUUCCCUUAUUCCAUCUAUUCCUAAUGCUGGUAGCAGAGAGGCAGCAGCUAUGGCAGCUGCAAUACGUGCUGUUGGGGGUGAUUCUGUCCUUGAGGAUUCCUUUGCAAGAGAGAGAGUCUCGGGUAUUGCACGUAGGAUACGCACUGCUCAACUAGACCGACGUGCACAGUGGCAUACAGUGACAAUCACAAUUGACGCUGAUGCGGGGGAAGCUACUUGUUACAUAGAUGGUGGAUUUGAUGGCUACCAGACUGGGUUACCUCUAAGUAUUGGUAGUGCCAUUUGGGAACAAGGAGCUGAAGUAUGGUUGGGUGUUAGGCCACCUAUAGAUGUUGAUGCAUUCGGGAGAUCAGAUAGUGAUGGAGUCGAAUCAAAGAUGCAUAUAAUGGAUGUCUUCCUUUGGGGAAAAUGUUUAAGUGAAGACGAGGCUGCUUCUUUGCAUGCAGAAAUUGGCAUGGCUGACUUAGACAUGAUUGAUAUGUCUGAUGAUAAUUGGCAAUGGACAGAUUCACCCCCCAGAGUCGAUGGUUGGGAUAGUGAUCCUGCCGAUGUUGAUCUCUAUGAUAGGGAUGACGUAGAUUGGGAUGGACAAUAUUCCAGUGGGAGGAAAAGAAGAUCAGGUCGGGAUUUUGUAAUGAGUGUUGAUUCCUUUGCUAGGAGAUACAGGAAACCCAGGAUGGAGACAGAAGAAGAUUUAAAUCAAAGAAUGCGUUCAGUUGAGUUGGCUGUCAAAGAAGCUCUCUCUGCACGAGGCGAUAAGCAAUUUACUGACCAGGAAUUUCCUCCAAAUGAUCGCUCUUUAUUUGUGGAUACACAGAAUCCCCCUUCAAAAUUGCAGGUUGUUUCUGAAUGGAUGAGACCUGACUCCAUUGUGGAAGAGAACGGUAGUGAUUCCGGUCCCUGCCUGUUCUCUGGGGAUGCAAAUCCUUCAGAUGUUUGCCAGGGUCGUUUGGGGGAUUGUUGGUUCUUAAGUGCCGUUGCAGUUUUGACAGAGGUUUCACGAAUAUCUGAAGUGAUCAUUACUCCUGAAUACAACGAGGAAGGGAUCUACACUGUUCGUUUUUGUAUUCAGGGUGAGUGGGUUCCUGUUGUGAUCGAUGACUGGAUCCCAUGUGAAUCACCUGGUAAACCAGCCUUUGCUACUAGCAAAAAGGUCAAUGAACUCUGGGUCUCCAUAGUGGAGAAAGCAUAUGCCAAGCUCCAUGGUUCUUAUGAGGCACUGGAGGGGGGACUGGUUCAGGAUGCUCUUGUCGACCUAACCGGAGGAGCUGGUGAGGAGAUUGACUUGCGGAGUGCUCAAGCACAAAUAGAUCUUGCAAGUGGCAGAUUAUGGUCUCAAUUGUUACGCUUCAAACAAGAGGGGUUCUUACUUGGUGCUGGAAGUCCAUCUGGAUCUGAUGUUCAUGUAUCUUCCAGUGGCAUUGUGCAAGGGCAUGCUUACUCCGUCUUACAGGUGAGAGAGGUCGAUGGGCACAGACUUGUUCAGAUCCGAAAUCCAUGGGCCAAUGAAGUUGAAUGGAAUGGUCCCUGGUCAGACUCAUCCCCAGAGUGGACUGAUAGGAUGAGGCACAAGCUGAAGCAUGUUCCACAGUCAAAAGAAGGUAUAUUCUGGAUGUCUUGGCAAGACUUCCAGAUUCACUUCAGAUCAAUAUAUGUUUGUCGGGUUUACCCCCGUGAGAUGCGCUUCUCCGUACAUGGUCAAUGGCGAGGUUAUAGUGCCGGUGGCUGCCAAGAUUAUAGCUCAUGGCAUCAAAAUCCACAAUUCAGGCUGAGGGCGACUGGUUCUGAUGCAUCUUUGCCAAUUCAUGUGUUCAUCACCUUAACUCAGGGCGUAGGUUUCUCAAGAACAACUCCUGGAUUUCGCAACUACCAAUCAAGCCAUGAUUCACAGUUGUUCUAUAUCGGAAUGAGGAUUCUUAAAACUCGUGGACGUCGUGCUGCUUAUAACAUAUUUCUUCAUGAAUCUGUUGGUGGAACAGACUAUGUGAAUUCCCGGGAGAUAUCAUGCGAAAUGGUUCUUGAUCCUGAUCCGAAGGGUUAUACUAUUGUCCCGACCACUAUACACCCAGGGGAAGAAGCACCUUUUGUCCUUUCAGUCUUCACAAAAGCAUCCAUUGUUCUUGAAGCUUUGUAGUGCCCGUAUAGUCAGAUGGCUCUCUCCUUCCUUUUCACCAACCGGCAUGCCAUAUAUCGUCCAAGUGCUUGUGUUGUUUAAGGAACCAGACGGCUUAUGUCUCAGUGUUAAGACUUGUUUUCCCACGAUAAACGCAACAUUUGAGAAGCCCCUGAUCUGAUACCUGGCCAUCACAUUAUCUGGCGAACCUUUGAGGUCUUUGGGAUGAAAUCUUUUAGCUAUUGUCCUGAUUGGCACUGCGAAGCUUACUGCGGAGAGGAUAAAUUGCACUGGAGAAAGCACUUUUAAGGCAUGGCCCACCGGCAUUCAUCUCGAUCUUGAGACACGCAUCAAAUGUACAUUUGUAGGUAUUGUGACAAGUACAGAUUUAUCAAAUGUAGAAUAACUACUUCAUAACUGAGUAAAGGAGAGAAAUAGGAGAGUUGUGACUUGUUAGGUAAAGGUUUGGUACUCGGUAGUGGUAGGCUGGUAGCUGCAGUUUUGGUUGGUGUAUUGUAAUAUUCAGACACUAAUCUGUAUUCAGACUCUAAUAUAUGAGCACUCUUUCUCUCUC